Messenger RNA from Aspergillus clavatus NRRL 1, 1422 nucleotides. Its product is annotated as putative acetyltransferase. The coding region runs from base 1 to 1422 and encodes 473 amino acids. NCBI's taxonomy places the organism in Eukaryota, Fungi, Ascomycota, Eurotiomycetes, Eurotiales, Aspergillaceae. The transcript has a single exon. The record is from RefSeq and is a predicted model, not a curated record.
AUGGCAAAGGAUAAGGACUUUGGUGGCUUCAAGCUCACCCCAGCCGACUACUGCUUUCCCAUGUUCUACGCGGGAUGUACAAUCUCUUUCCGUUUACAAUGUCCAGAGAGCGGAGUCACGGUUCUGCGAGAAGCAAUCGAUCGACUCGCAUCGCAUCUCCCCUUUCUGAAAGGGGCGGUGGUGCCUUCGGUGGACUCAGUCGGGGUGAUGGAAGUGCGUUCUAAUGCCCACGAUGACCUGGCAUCUGACACAGAAUCACCUCUCUGCAUCGUCAGGCGGUUCCUACAUCUUCGUCUGCCAACAGAGACAUAUUCCUCGCGCCAGAAGAAUGUGGAAACCUAUGAUCGCAACGCAGCGCUCGCCAUGGCUCCUGUGCACGUUGCUGCAUCCGCUGCAUACCACCCUGUCAUACGUUUCCAAAUCAAUGUUCUGGCGGACGGGAUCAUCCUCGCCCUAUUUGUCAAUCAUAUGGUGAUUGAUGGCACGGGGAUCGGCACUCUGCUCGAAUCAAUAGCGGCUUGCUGCCGUUCAGCCCCCGACCUUGCGAGUAACCCUGCAUGUGAGGUCACUACACGCGCAUUGUUUGCUACCCUUCAACAAGAGCCUUGCAAGCUGUCAGAACCGAGCACCUCAGCUGAGAUCGCCGCGCCAACCGGGCACGACGAGGUACAUGAUGCGUCCUUGCUUGACUACAAUUUUCUUCUGUCGGCUGAAAAAAUCAAAGCCCUGCGCCAAUGGGUCCUGCAGGCGGAUCUUGAGCCAGGUCAGCCCCCUGUAUCCGAAGAUGAUAUCCUCACCGCCGUCCUCUGGAUCUGUCUGGGUCGCUUUCGGUCUCACCCGUUGGCUGAAGGAGGGUCAUCUCAUGCCUGCGUACUCCAGCGGGUCGUCAAUGCCCGGCACCGCUUGCGCCCGCAGGUACCGGCUCACUAUCUGGGAAAUUGUUUCGUCAUGCUCAAUGAAACCUUACCGACUACAGAUCUGGACCUCGAGGCAUGCCAAGGCAAGACUGAAGCAGAGCAACUUGGCAGGCAGAUCGCCCCUGCGGCCCGUCUAUUGCGGAAAAGGCUUACCGAAGUCGACGAUCGUUUUGUGAAAGAUUACCUUUCCCAAUUCUCUAGGGCCGAUGACUGGGCCAGCACCUCAGUCCACGAACCCAAUGUGGCAGUGACAAGCAUCCGUCGGCUCCGGGUCUACGAAGAAGAUUUUGGGCCGGUUCUUGGCAAGGUGGUUGAAUUUGAGAUGCUGCCGUACAUGAAUCCCGAGGGUGUUUGUACGAUCAAGCCACGCCGACAUGAUCAGCAUGCCUGGGAAGUCGGUGUGACGCUGAGCCGUGAGGAUAUGGACCGUCUGGGGAGUGAUGCAAGACUCCGUUGGCUGGUGGAAAGGGAGUCCCCGUUGCGCAUUUUUGAGUCUGUGCUGUAG